Messenger RNA from Cololabis saira (Pacific saury), 3913 nucleotides. RefSeq names its product zinc finger protein 64 homolog (mouse) (gene zfp64). Gene Ontology annotation, biological process: regulation of DNA-templated transcription. Gene Ontology annotation, molecular function: DNA-binding transcription factor activity, RNA polymerase II-specific; RNA polymerase II cis-regulatory region sequence-specific DNA binding. The coding region runs from base 217 to 2202 and encodes 661 amino acids. Lineage: Eukaryota; Metazoa; Chordata; Actinopteri; Beloniformes; Belonidae. The record is from RefSeq and is a predicted model, not a curated record. The transcript has 6 exons.
CAGGUUGCCGUAAAGCCCUCCUGCGCUGGUGCAGUCAGGAGUGAACUGUUUCUGAAACUGAUCAGUGAAAUGUGCUUCAUUUCCCACGCUGAAGUGAGGGAUUGGUCUCCUGGCUCCAUUUGUGAUUCAUCGAGCGUAGUCUAACGCCAAAUGUGGACGUGAUGUGCACACAGAGGAGCUGAGAAUGAGCUGAUCCCCAGCAGAAGCAGCUCGGACAUGGCAGCGAUGGAGGGGCUGGAGCUGAGCCCGGAGCAGAGCCCGGAUCAGAGCCCGGACCUGCACAUCUGCGGGUUCUGCCGGCAGCAGUUCCACCAGUACCAGCUGUUCCUGCAGCACAAGCAGGGCCGCUGCUGCGGCCCCAAGGCCCCCGCCCCGCCGGCGGGGCCGCCGGGGCUGCCGGGCCCCCCCGAGGCCCCCCCGGGACCCCCGCCGGCCAACCUCGCGGAGUCCAGUGCCGGGGUGGUGUUGGAGGACCAGGGCUGCGUGGGGGGGGCCACCAUGAGGGGCCCCAAGAGGGGCCUGAGCAAGGCCCAGAGAGCCCCCCCCAGGAGGGCCCGGCCCGCGCCGCCCUCCAAGAGACACUCCUGCUGCUUUUCAGGUUGCACUUUUAAGACGCAGUAUGGCCAGAAACACAUGGAGAGGCAUCUCAAAACUCACACCGGCGAGAAGCCGUUUGAGUGUGAGCUGUGCCACAAGCGCUUCAGCCGCCGGGACAAGCUGAACGUGCACAGCCGCUCCCACACGGGGGAGAGGCCGCACAAGUGCAAGCACUGCCCGUACGCCGCCGCCGACAGCAGCAGCCUGAAGAAGCACCUGCGCAUCCACUACGACGAGCGGCCGUUCAAGUGUCAGAUCUGCCCCUACGCCAGCCGCAACUCCAGCCAGCUCACCGUGCACCUGCGCUCGCACACCGGAGACGCACCGUUCCAGUGCCAGCAGUGCGACGCCAAGUUCAAGAUCAACUCGGACCUGAAGCGGCACGUCCGGAUCCACUCCGGGGAGAAGCCGUACAAGUGCGACUUCUGCGAGUACCGCUGCGCCAUGAAGGGCAACCUGAAGUCCCACGUGCAGAUCAAGCACAGCACGGAGAACUCCCUCCCGUGCGGCCAAUGCGACUUCCGCUGCGCCAGCAAGACGGCGCUGCGGCAGCACCAGCGCCAGCACCAGCCGGCCCAGCCCAUCCAGUGCUCCAGCUGCACCUACUCCUGCUCCAGCAAGGGGGCGCUCAAGGUGCACGAGCGCAUCCACUCGGAGGAACGGCCCUUCAAGUGCGACUUCUGCAGCUUCUCCUCCAAGCAGCUCAGCAACCUGGUCAUCCACAAGAAGAAGAGCCACUCGGACAGGCCGGAGAAGAGCGGCGGGGGCGGGGGCAGGAAGGGCCGGGGCGGGAGGAAGCCCGCGGGGGGCGACCCCCCCAAACCGCUCAGCUCCCGGUACCGGGCCAAGCUGGACGCGGCCCGGGCGUUCUGCUGCGACUCCUGCGACGCCUCGUUCGUGCGGGAGGACUCGCUGCGGAGCCACAGGAAGCAGCACCGGGACACGCAGGGCGUCCUGCAGCUGCAGCUCAGCCCGGGGGAGCCCGGCGUCAGCGUGCUUCCCCUCGCCGUUGCCCCCGGCAACGCCCAGCUGGAGCUUCCCGUUCCCUCGGGCUCCGUGGCUCCGUACGGGAACGCCCAGCUCAAGAUCAUCGUGUCUCACCCGCUGGGCCAGCGCAGCGGGCUGCUCCCUGGGGGGGACGGGGGGAAGAGCAGCGUGCUGCUGCUCAGCGCAGAGAACCAGGACAUGGUGGUGAACUCCGUCCUGCAGCAGGUGAACCUGCUGGCCCCCCCGGCCCCCCUGGAGCCCCACACGGUGCUGCUGACGCAGCUCAGCCCCGGGGACGACGGCACCCCCGGGGGCACCACCUUCAUCACCACCUGCUCCGACCUGGACGGCAUCAGCAGCCUGAUCCAGGGGGGGGGCGCGGAGGUGACGGUGGUGACGGAGGGGGAGCCGGCCCUGGCGGGGGGGCCGGGGGGGGAGCCGGGGGGCCUGCAGGGCCGGGACGGAGCUCUGCUGCUGCCCAACAUCAGCCUGGGCAGCCAGAACCUGCUGAUCCACGGGGUUCCCCUCCUCGUGUCGGCCCAGCCCCCCCCCAGCGCCGGGGAGCAGCUCCCCCCUCACACACUCUACUCACACACACUAGCAGGACUCCCGCCCUGACGGGGCUGGGACUGGACACAUUCAGCUGCAGCUAGAACAUAUUUCUCUAGCAGAAACAACCUGGUGACGUGAAGGAAGACUCAUGGAACAAGGACUACGUUUACAUGCAGUCAAAACUCGGGUUAUUGCUAGUGAUGCACCGAUUGUUCAGUAACCGAAAUUGUUCGGCCGAAAAUGGCAAAAAAACACUUUCGGUGUUCGGUGGAAUAAGUGGGAAAAAAACCGAACAAUUAAUAACGGCGUUGUAAAAUAAGGAAAUAGACUGGCCGCUCCGUAACGUUUGCACCACAAACAUAAAUCGUUGACCAACCAAAAACUAACCCCAUAAGAAUUUUACCAACAUUCACCAGGAGGUGGAACCAAAACAACGUAAUGCUGGAAAUUAAAAAAUUUUCAUUUUUUUAUGUUCAAUAAAUAUUUUCUACUUUGUAAUUUUGUAAAAGAUUUUUUUCUUUGAAAAGCCUAAAUCAAAUGUAUUUGAUUUAUGCAAUGGUGAAAAAAUUGGCAAAAUAAAUGAAAAACUGCUGAAGAACCAUGUUCAGUAUUGUUCGGUAUUCGGCCAAGUGUUUAUUAUUAUUUUCAGUUUCGGCCACAAAUUUUCAUUUCGGUGCAUCACUAGUUAUUGCUAAUAUUCCGGUUACUGAAACAUUCAGAAUAUUCCGUUUACAUGGUAAUUAAUCAUUCAGGAUAUCUGGAUCAAACCAGCGACGCACGGAGAACGUGAUGACACAAUUCCCAUCAUUUCUGCUUCUUCUUCCUGUAUCCAAAUUCAAAACAAAUGCUGCUUAGCGUAACUUUUCUCUCUCCUUCUUGUAAAUCUUCUAUCCCGGUACUUUCUAGCGUCUACAAAUGCAGAAAUGUUCAUAUCCUUCAUUCCAUUUAUGAAGUGAUUAGUCUCCUCCUGGUCUUGGUUUCUCCGUGUUUAUAAGAACUUCCUGGACUCAAAAGACCAGGAUUCCUUGUGAACAGAACAUGAGCAGAAAACAAAUUCCUGUUCCGUUUGAUGGGGAUAUUCCGUUUGGUGUUUACAUGACCCAAUAUUCAGGUUUUAAAAGGAGUAACCCAGGGGUCAUAUUUGGGUUUUAAAAACCGGAAUAUGAGCAAAUUCGGGUUAUUCAAAGGGGUAAUUGGUGUUUACAUGGCCGUGCAAAACCGGGUUAUUGCUAAUAUUCGGGUUUUAAAAGGGUUAUUGAUGCUGGAAACGCAGUCCAUGCUAUUAAUCUUCAUUGUUUCAGCUGUAAGAUUUUGGAAGAAAAACUAAUUUUUUUAGCUGCACAAGCGUUUCAUCCACGGCCUCGUCAUGUUCCUCAGUCAUUUAAAAGCUAAUCCCUGUGAUAUCUCUCAUUCACACUGACUUAUUUGUCAUUUUUGAUCCAUCAAAAUGUAAUAAUGAGAUAAAUCAAACAUGGAAAGUGAGUUUUAACUUGAGCAAAAGCCUCGGAAUAAGGUUUGCAAAUGAACACAAGUUGAAGCUGAAUGUGUGGGUCUCCUGCUUGUUCCUAGUGUUGUCCAGUAGGGGGCAGCAGCGCGCCGUGCGCGUCUACUCCCCCACAUUUGGUCUGUGCAGCUUUUCAAACUUAUAUUUUCAAGUCUUUGCUCUGAAUCUUGGAAGUAAACAUCAAUUUUACAGCCAUUAGGUCAAUUAUCAACGUCUUUCUAAAAGCCGAGUUGCUCUCCAAAUAGAUUUUUCAAUAAAGUGCCUGUUUUGCUU